This is a messenger RNA of Polyodon spathula (Mississippi paddlefish), 1495 nucleotides long. Its product is annotated as adenosine receptor A1-like. Gene Ontology annotation, molecular function: G protein-coupled adenosine receptor activity. The transcript is spliced from 2 exons. Gene Ontology annotation, cellular component: synapse; membrane; dendrite. Bases 42 to 1055 code for a protein of 337 amino acids. The record is from RefSeq and is a predicted model, not a curated record. Gene Ontology annotation, biological process: G protein-coupled adenosine receptor signaling pathway. NCBI's taxonomy places the organism in Eukaryota, Metazoa, Chordata, Actinopteri, Acipenseriformes, Polyodontidae.
GAUUUGUCUUGUGAAGUGACACAACCUCUCCAACUUCCAUCAUGCCAGCAAACGGGAAUGCAAUCUCUAGCCUAGACAUGGCAUACAUCGUGUUUGAAGCGGUCAUCGCAUUGGCGUCCCUUUCAGGCAACGUCCUUGUGGUGUGGGCAGUCAAACUGAACAAGGCACUCAGAGAUACUACGUUCUAUUUAAUCGUCUCGUUGGCUGUGGCUGAUAUCGCGGUUGGAGCAGUCGCUAUCCCGAUAGCCAUUCUCAUUAGCCUGGAGGUCAACAUGCACUUCUAUUGCUGCCUGUUCGCCAGCUGUCUUUUGUGUAUCCUGACACAAAACUCCAUACUGUCGCUGCUGGCUAUCGCGAUAGACAGAUACCUCAGGGUAAAGCAGCCUGUCAAGUACAGAGCAGUAAUGACCCACCGCCGUGCCUGGAUGGCAGUUGGAGUCUGUUGGCUGGUGCCCACCAUUCUGGGUCUGCUGCCCAUGUUGGGUUGGCACCGAGGAGGCAGCUUGGGGGCUACUGCAGAGCGCAACAGCAGCAGCAGCAGUAGCACUGAGGGAAGGUACAAGGCGUGCAGUUUCUCCGCGGUGACGAGCAUGGACUACGUGGUCUACUUCAACUUCUUUGGGCUCAUCCUGACCCCCUUACUGCUGAUGCUGGGGCUCUACGUGCUGGUUUUCACCACCAUCAAGAAGCAGCUGCAGCACUCCCAGGCAGCCUGCAAAGCCUCCAGGCUCCAGAAGGAACUGAAGCUCGCAAACGCUUUGGCAUUGGUCCUGGCUCUGUUUGCCAUGUGUUGGCUACCUCUGCCCAUCAUGAACUCGGUGGGGUUCUUCUGCCCCACAUGCCAUGUGUCCAAGCCCAUUCUCUACUGCGGCAUUCUACUGAGUCACGCAAACUCUGCUAUCAACCCUGUGGUGUACGCCUUCAAAAUCAAGAAGUUCAGGGUCACCUUCUUGAAGAUCUGGCACCAUUACUAUACUGGAUCAGAGUGGAGCAAGUCAGCUCCUCACUCCAACACCUUGCAGUCACAGGGGGCAGAGAAAUCGGAUAGUGUCUGAGGCUCAGGGUAGCAACCCUGUUUUUGCAGAGCCAAGCAAUGAGAAAUGGCCAUUAAUCUGCAAAACAUCCACUGUAUACAGCCUAAUGAUGGUGCCCAUUAGUUGUAGUACUAGUACUGUGGGCACUAUUAUAUUUCUGCCCCUAUGUUAUGCCCAUGUUUUGUUACAGUAUUCUCAACACUGUAUUAUGUUGUACUGAAUUUUAAUGACAGUAUCUUAAAAAAAGAUGCACUAUUUUUAUAUGUUUGAUUGCAUGCCUUUUACCAGUAUAAGGGACAUUUCAACUGGGUACAUUUUUAAAAAGCAAUCUUUUGCUGGGGUUUGAUAAAUGUUGAUACUUUUUUUGCAGUUUUGGUUUCCUUGCAUGCAACAAAGGGUUAGUACCAAUGUGACUGUAUAUGUGCCAAUUCAAAAUAACUACUAUACAGUGCCUUUGAUGA